UCAGUAUUUUUUGCGGCGUCCAGAGCACGAUGGGCUGUCAGCCAAUCAGUAUCCUCCAGCCAGGGAUCCACCAGCUGGGUGUUUUGGUUGCGCAUCACUAUGUAUGUAGAUGUGCUGCAUACAAUUUUAUGCUCUUGGAAAUUUCACACUUCUCUUUAAAAAGGGGGCUUGUUGCAUUAAUUUGCAUCAGUGACUUAACCGAGGGUGUUACACCAUAAACUGUGAAGGUGGCAAGGGGAGUUCUUGGCAACCAAAUUCGCCAGCUCGAAGGAUGGGUCUGCUGACUUGUGGGCUGCUCAGGUUCAGUCUGAUGUGGUGUCAUGGCUUUUCCCCCAGCCUUAGCCAGAAUUGAACCCACAGCAUUCGCCGGCAGCAGUCACUUAACACCUCCGUUGACUCCUACUUCCUGUUUGCUGUGGUCAGAAGGAGGUGUCUUUUCUCAGAAGCAUCUUUGUGUUUAGCAGCUUUAGACUUUCAGGCAAGAUAAGGCUAGUUCCGCUCCGAAAAGGAUUUUCUUCUCUAGUGACCUGAGGAGGAGGCCAUUAUUCAAUAAGAACCAUUACUGACUUCUUGCUAAGGUCCCCUUCUGACCUCACUGUUCAGGCCCCAGGUGGAAAAAGGUUGCAGUUUUCGGCUAGUCUGAGCAACAGCUGCAGGCGUACGUGGCCUGGGUGAACGCACAGCUGAAGAAGAGGCCAGCGGUGAAGCCAGUGCAGGACCUGCGACAAGAUCUGCGGGAUGGGGUGAUCCUGGCGUAUCUCAUUGAGAUUGUAGCAGGAGAAAAGCUGAGUGGGGUACAGCUGAGUCCCAGUAACCAACAAGAGAUGAAGAAUAAUGUGGAAAAAGUGUUACAGUUUGUAGCCUCCAAAAAGAUUCGUAUGCACCAGACUUCAGCUAAAGAUAUCGUGGAAGGCAACCUGAAGUCUAUCAUGAGGCUGGUCCUGGCCUUGGCAGCUCAUUUCAAACCUGGCUCCGGCAGGACAGUGAGCCAAGGACAGGAUGCCGGAGCCCCGCUGCAGACUCACCAGCCUCACUGUGCCACUGCUGUGGCCCAGGGAGCAGCCGCUGCUCUGGCCGAUGUGUGUCAUGACAUGUCUCGGUCUGGGCGGGAUGUCUUUCGAUACCGACAGAGGAACAGCAGCAUGGAUGAGGAGAUUGAGAAUCCAUGCUGGAGCGUGCGAGCCCUGGUGCAGCAGUAUGAAGGACAGCAAAGGUCCCCUUCUGAGUCCAGCUGCUCCAGCCUGACUUCCCCCAGUCCUAUCCACAGUGCAAAGAGCGAAUCCGUUAUAACCCAGUUGGAGGAGAAGGCAGAUUUCGUGAUUAUUCCCUCUGAAGGAGUAGAGAACAGAACAGAGGAGACAGACUCUCCAUUACCCCGGGACUGGAGACCAGGCAGCCCCCGGACCUACCUGGAGACUUCAUGGGAAGAGCAGCUGUUGGAACAACAAGAACAUUUGGAAAAAGAAAUGGAGGAAGCCAAGAAAAUGAUAUCAGGAUUACAGGCCUUACUGCUCAAUGGAUCCUUACCUGAAGAUGAACAGGAGAGGCCCUUGGCCCUCUGUGAACCAGGAGUCAAUCCCGAGGAACAGUUGAUUAUAAUCCAAAGUCGUCUGGAUCAGAGUAUAGAGGAGAAUCAAGACCUAAAGAAGGAGCUGCUGAAAUAUAAACAAGAAGCCAGAAACUUACAGGGGAUAAAGGAUGCCCUGCAGCAGAGGCUGACUCAGCAGGACGCGUCUGUCCUUCAGCUCAAACAGGAACUACUGAGGGCAAAUAUGGACAAAGAUGAGCUGCACAACCAGAACGUGGAUCUGCAGAGGAAGCUAGAGGAGAGGAAUCGGCUCUUGGGAGAAUAUAAAAAGGAGCUGGGGCAGAAAGAUCGCCUCCUGCUGCAGAACCAGGCCAAGUUGGAAGAAGCACUUCGGAAACUGUCCGAGGCCAGUUACCAGCAGGUGGACCUGGAGCGAGAACUGGAACAUAAGGAUGUCCUUUUGGCUCACUGUAUGAAAAGAGAGUCAGACGAGGUGACCAACUACAACAAUCACAGCUCUCAAAGCAAUGGUUUUCUCCUUCCAGCGGCAGGAAAAGGAGCUGCUUCAGUCGUUCACAGAGGGAGCAGUGACCUGCAGCUUGUGCGAGACGCCCUCCGCAGCCUACGCACCAGCUUCAGUGGCCACGACCCUCAGCACCACACCAUCGACAGCCUGGAGCAGGGCAUCUCCAGCCUCAUGGAGCGCCUGCAUGCCAUGGAGACCCAGAGGAAGCAAGAAAGAAGGGUUCGGGGCAAGUCACCCAGAACUCAAACAGGUAGUGAGUACCGGGAGUCCUGGCCCCCUAAUUCAAAGCUGCCUCACUCACAGAGUUCUCCAACUGUCAGCAGCGCCUGUACGAAAGUGCUCUAUUUUACUGACCGGUCACUUACACCCUUCAUGGUUAAUAUACCAAAGAGGCUGGGGGAGGUGACACUGAAGGAUUUUAAAGCGGCUAUUGACCGGGAAGGAAAUCAUCGGUAUCACUUCAAAGCACUGGAUCCUGAGUUUGGCACUGUCAAGGAAGAGGUUUUCCACGAUGAUGAUGCCAUUCCUGGAUGGGAAGGGAAAAUUGUAGCCUGGGUAGAAGAAGACCAUGGAGAAAAUUAAUGCUGAGUAUUAGACUGGGGACUUGCAGAAGUUGGCACACCCUGGCUGCUUCACUCAGGAAAGAGGACUAAAACCAGAAUACACAGAAGGUUUGUGCUGCCAAAACAGAAGCUUGUCCAAGUGUGACAGCCAUAGGCCAGUCCUGCUUGUGUGCCUGGCAUGUGUGGCACCUAAAAUCUCUGUCCAAAAGUAGACCACAGGUUCUUCUGGAGUUCCUUGUCCGUGGGAACACACUGUUUUACUCUACUCUGCGGACAACAAACCGAAGGCCUUAACCAACGGGGAUGGAUGAUCCCGCUCCUAUAUGGGCAUGGCUGCUAUUAUCUGGAACCCGGGAACUGGAUGCAUCACUCCUAUGUGUUACAGUAUUAUUUUCAUUUUAAUUGGCCUCAGUGGUUGCAGCAAUCAGGGUCCCAGCAUUUGUACUCACAGACAAGGUGGAGGUACCAGCUUUUUUGCUUCUUUGCAGCUAUUGCAAACCAAGAAUAACUCAAAAGGUGGUACCAAAGAUGAAAGCCCACUCUUCAGGAAUUUUUUUGGACUGGACAUGGAUGGUGCUGAAUUGCUAAUUGGAUUGAAAAAGGGCUGUCCAUAUUGUGCUGUACUAUGCUAAAACCAUAAUUAAGACCUUGGGCUGCCUCUUGCGUCUUAACUGAUUCUGCAAAUUGUCCUUUAGCCCACAGAAGGCGUAUUUCAUGUACUGCUUGUUUUUCUCUGUGGACUCUCUAACUUUAGAGCCAUUUCCCCCCCCCUCUUCUAACUGAUGAACUUUGUGUUUGAAAGGAAUAAGGAGUGAAAAUCUCCUUUCAAAUCCAGGCGGGUAUGGAAAGGUGCUGCUACCCUUAUCUUCUUGACUUUCUUUCUCUCAUGACUUUUCUUUAGCCCAUGGCAUCUCCUUUGCAGUCGAAAGGAAACAAACCAUUACUUUCAGUGUUUGUGAUUAUAAGUACUGAGCAUGAGUUACUGGUCUGCCCCUCUUCGAUGUCAAGGCCAGAGUUAUUUUCUAUUAUAUAUUUAGUCUAGGCUGAUCCUUUAGGGCACAAUAGAAACCAUGGGAGCAAGAGUUGUGAAUGGCAGGGUUGAUUCUGGGUGAAAAAACCCUAGAAUCCUUUCUCAUGUGCAACACUGUCAAGUGUAGAAGCUAAGAGAUAAACUUUCAGAGAUUACUUAGUAUCUUGAGUUUUCUCAUUCAUUCAACCAAUCAGAUAUAUAUAUAUAUAUAUAGUCAGUAUAAAUAUAUACUAUAAAUAUAUAUGUAUAUCUACAUAUCAGUCUCCAAAGCAGUCUGCCUGUGAUCACCAAUGUACACUGCCAAGCAGAAGAGCCAGACAGAUCUGGGUUCUUGACCUGUCUCAAGUUCAUCUCCCCUUUUCAGCCAUUUCAACAGACAACUUGUUGGAGCUCUGACAUGACAUUUUGUUGUUUUAUAUAGAUGCGUCUUUUAAAAAUAGUUCAUGUUUGGAGAAUUCUUUUGUACUCAUUGGCUUUUCGUCCAAGAACCAUGUCUAUUUUUAUAACUUGAGUGUGAGUUCUAUAUAUUCUCACAUUCUGUAUACUGUAUCCAUUUUCUAGGGAACCCAGUAGCUUUUAUACAGGCUCUUUUCUUCUUAGCAGCCCUUGUGGUUUCAGAACAAGCUUUAUUUUAUUACAGGUAUACUGAUGACAACCCCUGUUCCAGUUCUACCAGCCAUUUCAGUUGUGGGGUUAGUUUUAUAGAACCUCCUUGAUGGCUCCUUUAGCUGACAGAAGGAACUCAAAAGACACCUGAUGUCUUUCAUAUAAGUUUACCUGGUUUCCUCCUACUGAAGAAUGAUUUCUCAUCAGAAAUGACUGGGACAAUUUGGGAAAGUCAGUUAAAAGGAAGAAUAAUUCAUUACAAAAGCAGACAGAAGAAAACAGUAUAUUUGCCUUUUUUUUUUUUUUUUCUUUUCUGCCCCCCAGGAAGUCUGGAGAAAAAGUCCUCUCGUCACCAGUUUCUCUGCUGCAUGAAUUUGUGUUUUGCUGUAAGACAGCAUGAGGGUUAUCAGACUAAAAUUUGUUAUUGUAUUUUCAGUACAAUUUAUCUUGACUGUUAAAUCAGUUUUACUUGUCAGUAUUCUUUCAGCAAACAUUCUUUCCAUUAUGUAAAUUUAAAUUUUCAGAGGAAAUUAAAUCAGAGAAAAUUUUCAGA
This is a messenger RNA of Bubalus bubalis (water buffalo), 4806 nucleotides long. RefSeq names its product DIX domain containing 1 (gene DIXDC1). The transcript is spliced from 21 exons. The record is from RefSeq and is a predicted model, not a curated record. Gene Ontology annotation, molecular function: protein binding. NCBI's taxonomy places the organism in Eukaryota, Metazoa, Chordata, Mammalia, Artiodactyla, Bovidae. The coding region runs from base 825 to 2636 and encodes 603 amino acids. Gene Ontology annotation, cellular component: cytosol. Gene Ontology annotation, biological process: canonical Wnt signaling pathway.